AACGAGAGAGAGAGAGAGAGAGAGAGAGGGAGGAAGAGAGAGAGAGAGAGAGAGAGUCUCAGAAUUUAUUUGUUUGUUUAUUUCUUUAAGAGGUGAGUUUAGGAGGUAAAAAAAAAACUGUCAUAAAAAGGAAGCCAAGAAAGAUAAACACAGAGAGAGAGAGAGAGAGAGAGAGAGAGAGAGCAAGAGAGAAAAAUCUUUGGAAAGCCAUUGAAGAAUAAAAAGAGAGAAAAAAAAGGGGGGGAAAAAAAAGAAAGAAAAGCAAAAGGCCAAGAAGAGUGGGGGAAUUUGAAAUGUUUGCAGCAGAGAAUGGACUCAGAGGAGACCCAAGGCUAGAGGCCAUUUCUGAAGCCAUUAGGGUCGUUCCUCACUUUCCUAAACAAGGAAUAAUGUUUCAAGAUAUAACGACGUUGUUGCUGGAUCCCAAGGCAUUUAAAGAUACGGUCGAUAUUUUUGUUGAUCGCUACAGAGACAUGGAUAUCUCUGUUGUUGCUGGGGUUGAAGCUAGAGGAUUCAUGUUUGGUCCUUCGAUUGCCUUAGCUAUUGGUGCCAAGUUUGUUCCUCUAAGUAAACCUAGGAAGUUGCCAGGCAAAGUUAUUUCAGAAGCAUAUGAACUGGAGUAUGGAACUGAUUGUUUGGAGAUGCAUAUUGGUGCUGUUCAGCCUGGGGAGCGUGCAUUGGUAAUUGAUGAUUUGAUAGCAACAGGUGGGACCUUCUCCGCUGCGAUAAGACUUCUAGAACGUGUGGGGGCAGAAGUGGUUGAAUGUGCAUGUGUUAUUGGGUUGCCCGAGGUUAAGGGACAGUGCAGGCUUAAUGGAAAGCCAAUCUAUAUUCUUGUGGAGCCCCGCGGAAUAGAUAAUUGUUGUUGAGAUUGGUUGCUUUGAUUCACAUGAUUGAACCAAUUCUACUACAUAUAAUCUCUUUUAUCCAUACCUGCAGAUACGUUUGAGUUGUGAGUGCUUGGGCUGACUUGCCGAAGAAAUGAUGCUUGAGCAAACGAGCCAUGAUAUAUAUAUAUAUAUAUAUAUAUAUUUCAAAGCUUCCGAUUACUUUAUUCUGGCUUAUGAGUCAAUUCCUUUAGGUUUACUGGGGAGUUCUUGGUUUUCAAGGCUCAUUUGUUGUAAUCUUUAUUUAUGUGGGAUCUUAUAUCAGUGUAGGCCAUUUAUGAAAAUUGACAGUUUUGAACAAAGAACAAACACUAUUUUUUUUCUU
Ziziphus jujuba (common jujube) is the source of this 1212-nucleotide messenger RNA. Its product is annotated as adenine phosphoribosyltransferase 5. Lineage: Eukaryota; Viridiplantae; Streptophyta; Magnoliopsida; Rosales; Rhamnaceae. The transcript is spliced from 7 exons. Gene Ontology annotation, molecular function: adenine phosphoribosyltransferase activity. Bases 294 to 869 code for a protein of 191 amino acids. The record is from RefSeq and is a predicted model, not a curated record. Gene Ontology annotation, biological process: adenine salvage. Gene Ontology annotation, cellular component: cytosol; cytoplasm.